Impatiens glandulifera is the source of this 3232-nucleotide messenger RNA. Its product is annotated as serine/threonine-protein kinase EDR1. NCBI's taxonomy places the organism in Eukaryota, Viridiplantae, Streptophyta, Magnoliopsida, Ericales, Balsaminaceae. The record is from RefSeq and is a predicted model, not a curated record. Gene Ontology annotation, molecular function: protein kinase activity; ATP binding. The transcript is spliced from 13 exons. Gene Ontology annotation, biological process: protein phosphorylation. The coding region runs from base 99 to 2981 and encodes 960 amino acids.
CUUCCCCUUACCUUCUUUGACUCACAAAAGCAAAGAAAAGAUAGCCAGUCGCCGAUGAUACAUAAGAUAGAUAGAUUUGCAGAGCCGACGAGAAAACGAUGAAGCACAUUUUCAAGAAGCUUCAUAAAGGCACUAAUCACGAUCCCAAUCGAUCAAACGAUCCUCCUGCUACUACAUCCGUUUCCCCUUCCAGUACAUCCGAUUCCCGGCCAGUUUCAGGCCAAAGUUCAAGUCAGUCUCCGGUCAGUCUUUCGUCGGGAGCUGCAACAGAGACAUCUCCAUCACCGCAGCUUGCGGUAUCUGCAGUCAAUCGACAGGACUAUUACUCGUCGGAAGAGGAUUAUCAGCUUCAGCUUGCCCUAGCUUUGAGCGUAUCAGGUCCUGAAUCUCGUCAAGAUCCAGAGAAUGAUCAGUUACAUUCGGCCACGCUUUUGAGCUUGGAACGCCAUAGAACUGACACUGUUAGAGAACGAGAUGAUGCUGCGGAUUUAUUGUCGCGGCAAUAUUGGGAAUAUGGUGUGCUUGACUAUGAGGAGAAGGUAUUGGAUGGAUUCUACGAUGUUUAUGCACUCUCCCCUGAAUCAUCACUCCAUGGAAAAAUGCCAUCUGUUGCUGACCUUGAAACAAAUCCUGGAACAUCUGGAUUUCAAGCUAUAAUUGUCAACUGUAGAAUUGAUCGGUGUUUGGAGGAGUUGCUGCAGAUUGCACAUUGUAUUUCUUUAGACUGCCCAGCAGUCAACGUUAGUAUACUGGUGCAAAGACUUGCGGAACUUGUUAUAGAGAACAUGGGCGGGCCUGUAAAGGAUGCUAAUAUCAUCCUGGGUCGGUGGAUAGAAAGAAGCACUUAUUUGAGGACAUCUCUCCAUACCAGUGUUCUACCUAUUGGAUCUUUGAAGAUUGGGCUUUUACGUCAUAGAGCGUUACUUUUUAAGGUGUUUGCAGAUUACAUUGGACUACCUUGUAGAUUGAUAAAAGGAAGUCAUUUUGCUGGGAUCGAAGAUGAUGCUGUGAACAUUAUAAAGAUGGGAAAUGAAAGUAUUUCAUAUCCAUUAUGUUCCAGUGAAUUUUUGGUUGAUCUUAUGGGAGACCCGGGAACGCUUAUACCAGCUGCUGAUGUGUUUCAAACAAAGGAUAUUGCAUUGAAAUCAUACAACCCAAAAUCAAGCAAACUUCCAAAUCUUCUGACAAAUCAGGGAUCUGGGGAACCUUACCCUCCACAAAAGCCAUUAUUUGGUUAUUCUGAAAGCAGUUCUGGACUUUAUGUUGGGGGAAAUCAUUCUUCUGAGGAGAAAUUAGACAAUAAGGCAACUGGGUCUACUGCAAAUAACAUUAUAGGGAUUGGUCCUUCAGGAACCAAUAAGCCAGCCUCUUCUAGUCUAUCGGAUCAUCACUCGUUGGCAAUUGGUACUUCUAUGAAUAAAGAAACUCGUGUUCCUAAUGCAGUUGCCACUGCCUCCAGGAUGAAUAUGAAUGUGGUUCCACACAUGCAGAAUAGUUCUGAAGAUCCUAAAAAUCUUUUUGCUGAUCUGAACCCAUUUCAGAUCAAGGGAUCUGGUAAGCCUUCUGUACAAAACAAUCCAUUUUGGUCCAAGAAUGGCGAGUUUCAAAGGGAAAGUUAUGAUCUUGUCUCUGGUCGACCACAUGCUCCAUUAAUAUGGAAGAACCGUCAGGCCUGUAAUGAUAUCCCAAGGAAAAACGAAUCUGAUUUUGUGGAGAGAAAGAAUCAGCAGAAAGUUGGUAACUUGGCAUCAUCAGCUUUUACUACCUCUUCAGCAUUAGAUGUAAAUCCAACCCGCAAUGACAUUUCUAUAGGCAUUAGUUUGGUAUCUCCAUCUGAUAAUCAGUUUACUAAAUCCACUUGUGAGGAUGAGAGGAACAUUCAUCAUAGAGAGGACUAUCUUCAGAAUGGAGAGGAUCAGCAAAAUAAUGCAGGAAAUGUAAAACAGCAUGGGAAGAAUAUGGACAGAGUAUAUGAUUUUUGGAAUAGUACUCAAGACACGCACCGGGAGGCGGAUUUGAAACUAAAGGGAAAGGGCACAGAAAAUCCAAGCUCUGCAACAGUCUUCAGUGGUGUGCAGGCGGAUCCAUUAGACGAUGUUGGAGAAUGUGAAAUUCCGUGGGAACAUCUGGUAAUUGGCGAAAGAAUUGGACUAGGCUCAUAUGGAGAGGUCUACCGUGCUGAUUGGAAUGGCACUGAGGUUGCUGUCAAGAAAUUCUUAGAUCAGGAUUUCUCCGGUGCUGCCUUGGCUGAGUUUCGAAGAGAGGUGCGCAUAAUGCGCAGGUUACGCCAUGCAAAUGUUGUUCAGUUCAUGGGCGCCGUGACUCGGCCACCAAACCUCUCUAUUGUCACAGAAUUUCUACCAAGGGGAAGCUUAUACAGGAUAAUUCAUCGACCUGAUUGCCAUAUAGAUGAGAAACGACGAAUUAAAAUGGCUCUUGAUGUGGCCAAGGGUAUGAAUUGUUUGCAUACCAGCACACCAACCAUUGUUCACCGUGAUUUGAAGUCACCAAAUUUGUUGGUUGAUAACUAUUGGAAUGUCAAGGUGGGUGAUUUCGGACUUUCACGCUUGAAGCAUAAUACCUUUUUGUCAUCCAAGUCUACUGCAGGAACGCCUGAGUGGAUGGCUCCCGAAGUUCUUCGCAAUGAACCAUCAAACGAGAAGUGUGAUGUGUAUAGUUUUGGUGUAAUCCUAUGGGAGCUAGCCACCCUCAGACUUCCAUGGACCGGUAUGAAUCCAAUGCAAGUAGUGGGUGCCGUGGGUUUCCAAAACCGUCAUCUCGAAAUUCCAAAAGAAGUCGAUCCAUUAGUCGCCAGGAUAAUUUUGCAGUGUUGUCAAACUGAUCCGAGUUUGAGACCUUCGUUUGCGGAACUUACAGUUGCUUUAAAGUCACUGCAACAUUUAGUCAACCCUUCUUCUCAGUUUGACCAGCAGAGUUCGCAACAGAUCACACAAGAGAUUUCGGUAAAUUCUACACCUUGAGUGAAUAUGAAUUAGUGGGGAAAAAAAGUCAUUUUGUGUAUAAAUAUGGACGGACUACUACAUAAAAAGAAAUUAUAAAUAUUAUUGGGUUGGCUCUAGGUCGCCUGUGCCUCUAGUGGGAUGAUGUUUGUUCAUAGUUUUGGUUUGGUGUGUUGGGAUUGAAUUUAUGUAUUUAUAGGAUUUCUAUGAAAGAAAAUUGUCAAACAAUUGUUAUAAACAGUCAUAGUAUUAUAAACUUAUUUGGUUUACUA